Messenger RNA from Penicillium waksmanii, 855 nucleotides. Its product is annotated as putative U-box domain protein. NCBI's taxonomy places the organism in Eukaryota, Fungi, Ascomycota, Eurotiomycetes, Eurotiales, Aspergillaceae. The transcript has 3 exons. Gene Ontology annotation, molecular function: protein-folding chaperone binding; ubiquitin protein ligase activity. The record is from RefSeq and is a predicted model, not a curated record. Gene Ontology annotation, cellular component: cytoplasm. Bases 1 to 855 code for a protein of 284 amino acids. Gene Ontology annotation, biological process: protein polyubiquitination; cellular response to misfolded protein; positive regulation of proteolysis.
AUGGCGCAAGAGCUGAAGACCAAGGGCAAUGAGCUCUUCAAGCAGGGUGACUUCCCAGGCGCCGAAGACUACUUCUCUCAAGCUAUUCAAAAGAACCCGCGCGACCCAACCUUCUUCUCCAAUCGCGCCAUCACCCGCAUCAAGCUCGGGAAAUGGGCCGAGGUCGAACAUGACGCCCGCGCCGCGAUCGAUCUGUACGGCCUGAAGAAUCCUACAGCAUUGAAGAGCUCCUACUAUCUUUCACAGGCCUUACUCGGUCUCCAACGGCCGCAAGAGGCAUAUGAUGUGGCGGUAGACGCGUACCAGCUCAGCUUGAGUUCUAAGAAUGCGCAAACGGAGAACUUAUCGCGGACAGUCCUGCGUGCCAAGCAGCAGAUCUGGGCUGCGAAGGAGACGUCCCGACUGCGCGAAAUGAAUGAAACACUGAGGAGCAUUGAGACUCUUGUUGAGGCGGAUUUGGAGCGCUCAGUUGCGGAGUUGCGGAAACGGGUUGAUGCGGGGGAACUUGGGGAGAUUGGGUUUGGAGAGGAUCAGAGGGCGUUGAGGGAGGAUUCUGAAAAGAAGAUUCAUAAUUUACGGGAGGCGAUUCGAAUUGCUUCGAAUGGAGAGGUGGAAGAGCGCCAUGUCCCUGAUUACCUGAUCGAUGGUAUAACUUUUGAAGUCAUGCAUGACCCUGUCAUGACCCCGUCUGGAAGCAGCUUUGAUCGUAUCGGCAUUACCAAAUAUGUAGAGAAAUCGGGUGUCGAUCCAAUUACGCGGGCUGCGAUCACGGUCAAGGAUUUGCGCCCGAACUAUGCACUCAAGGCCGCCUGUGAACAUUUCUUGACCGAAAACGGGUGGGCAGUGGACUACUAG